UGUGCUGUGGAGCAUUAUUGGGUGGGAUCUAUGUGUUGAGAAGCUUGGUGAAAUUAUUGGAUAGAGAUUGAAAAUAUUUAUGUGACCAUUUUUUAAAUUAUUCAAUUCAAAUUAGAUUAUUCAAAUUACAGGAGAUGGAGGAGGUUAAUUAUACAUUGUUUUCUUGGUUUUAUAACUUUUUGUAUCCAGUUAAGUGCAGUUUAUUUCAAUGUUCCAUGAUAACAAGCUAGCUACCAGUUCGAGUGUGCACCUUUCGCCGCCAACGCUAUCUCAAAUUGUUUUUACUUUUUGUUGAACCCUUUUCAUUCUCUGGGGCACACGGAAAAGGUGCGAAUUAAAACCGAUGUCGACUGCCUGAGAUCAGUUUCAUGAAGAAAGAUGAAAAGGUGAUGGCGUUCAAUACCAAUUGCUAUCAAAAGUAUAGCUGGUUAACAGGGAGCCUUUCAUCAAACCGUCUGUAUUUUUGCUUUUUGGGAAUUCUGAGCCUUGGGCGAUAGCAGGGUACAGUGCCCUGAAGAACAUUGAUCAUUCAGCUAAAUGGCAAAACAAAAGCAGAGAGCAUAACGUUAUAAGAUUCAAGCUUCUGGGAAAAAGCCGCAUCGAUCAUGACGAAGAUCUGCGUAUUCAGAAUGCGCAACACAACUAGAAAGUAAGAAGAAACAGGGAUAUUCUCAAGCGGUUUAUCAACACCACUGCGUUUUUGUGCAUGCAAAAAUUGGGAGGGCACAACGAGAGGGAAUGUUCCGCUAACUAACAAGUGUAACCACAAGGAGCUUUUUGCAGUAAUUGCACGUUUCGAUGCUUUACUUGCUGAACAUAUGGAACUUUCAGUCUUUUCUGGGAUCAUUCAGAGAGAGGUUGACGCAGGGCGCUCAAACUCUUCCUGUUCCCUGAUUUAAGAAGUGACCACUCCACUGCGAUUGUCAACUCUCUCCUGACAUGAACUGAAGCCACAUCUCAUCUCAUAAUACCUAGGAUAGGGUAAGUAAGGGAUGGCCAGCCAAACAGGAGGGUGAUUUUUUACUAAGGAGGAAAAGGAGGCCGUGCUGACCGAGAUGCAUGUUGGCCAUUUCGGAGUGAAGAGCAUGAUUGCCAAAAUCAACCUACGCUUCUUCUGACGGGGAAUUGUCAAGGAGGUGGACAGCUGUGCAAGUGAUAAACAAAAGCUUUAAAAAGGUCGGUAUCCUGUCUAGCCUGACAGAAGUUUGAGAGGGCAAAGACUGUGGCGCCGGAGUUGAAGCCCAUCAAAGUAGUUUCACCAUGGCACAUGAUCAGUAAGUGUCCCAAUUCAAAUUUUGCAGAUUUCAGUCAAAUCAAAGUUUAUUUGUCACGCACGCCGAAAACAACAGGUUACAGGUUACAGUUCACCUUACAGUGAAAUGCUUACUUACAGGCUCUAACCAAUAGUGCAAUUAAAAUAAAAAAAGGUGUUAGGUAAGUAAAGAAAUAAAAACGACUGAAAAAUAACAGUAGCGAUGCUAUAUACAGGCACCGGUUAGUCGAGCUGAUUGAGGUAGUAUGUACAUGUAGAUAUGGUUAAAGUGACUAUGCAUAUAUGAUAAACAGCGAGUAGCAGCAGCGUAAAAGAGGGGCACACAAAUGCAAAUAGUCUGGGCUAUAUUAUUAUAGUGUGUGUGUGUCAGUGUCCUAACAAAUAUGAAAAUCUGCAUACUUUCAGCCCUUUCCAGCUUCAUGCAAGUCAACAAUUCUUAAUCUUAGGUCUUCUGAGAUCUUUGGUCGAAGAAUGGUUCAGAUCAGGCAAUGCUUCUUGUGAAUAGCAAACUCAAAUUUUGAGUGUUUUUUUUUAUUUUAUAGGGCAAGGCAGCUCUAACCAACAUCUCUAAUCUUGUCUCAUUGAUUGGACUCCACUCAUUGAUUGGACUCCAGGUUAGUCAUUAGCCCGGGGGUUAAUACUUUUUCCAACCUGCACUGAAUGUUUCAAUUAUGUAUUCAAUGUAGAGAAGAAAAAUACAAUCAUUUGUGUGUUAUUAGUGUAAGCAGACUGUUUGAACCCCCCAGGCUAAUGACUAACCUGUCUCUGUCUCCUACCCUGUUUCCUUUAACUCUGCUCCUGUUGUUGUGACUUAGAUGAAGAUCAGAUAAAAUUUGAUGACCAAUUUAUGCAGAGAUCCAGGUAAUUUCAAAGGGUUCACUUACUUUUUCUUGCCACUAUCUCCCAUUUAUAACAAUGCACUAAUCCAUCAAAUUUUCUCAUAGUAAGUGUAACCUGUGUAUGUGCUUGUUUAUGUCUCUGUCUCCUCCCCUGUUCCCUUUAACUCUGCUCCUGUUCUCCAGGACCUAGAGGUUCUGCCCAACACCCAGACGUGGAUCCACCUGAUGUCCUCCAUUACCAACCACCCUCCAACUUUUCAUUACAUCAUCUACAGCUACUGUUGUUCUCAUGUUGUCAUUAUCUGCUAAGAAAGUUUUCUUUCUCGAUCAUACCGAGCACAUAUUGUGAGAUACACAGAUUAACUUAACAAGAGCACUGCAAACAUUCAGAACACCUUCUUUGCCCGCUUUGAGGAGACUACAGUGCCACCGACGCGGCCCACUACCAAGAACUGUGUUGCUCCCCCUCUCCUUCUCUGUGGCCGAUGUGAGUAAGACAUUUUAAAUGUUUUUACGGGCAUAUUCAAUCUCUCCCUAUCCCAGUCUGCUGUCCCCACAUGCUUCAAGAUGGCCACCAUUGUUCCUGUACCCAAGAAGGCAAAGAUAACUGAACUAAAUGACUAUCGUCCCGUAGCACUCACUUCUGUCAUCAUCAAGUGCUUUGAGAGACUAGUCAAGGAUCAUAUCACCUCCACCUUACCUGCCUCCCUAGACCCACUUCAAUUUGCAUACCGCCUCAAUAGGUCCAAAGAUGAUGCAAUCACACUGCCCUAUCCCAUCUGUACAAGUGGAUGUACAGCGUGUAAGAAUGCUGUUCAUUGACUACAGCUCAUUAUUCAACACCAUAGUUCCCUCCAAGCUCAUCAUUAAGUUUGAAGCCCUGGGUCUCAACCCCACCCUUUGCAAUCGGGUCCUGGACUUUCUGAUGGGCCGCCCCCAGGUGGUGAAGGUAGGAAACAACAUCUCCACUUCGCUGGUCCUCAACACCGGGGCCCCACAAGGGUACGUGCUCAGCCCCCUCCUGUACUCCCUGUUCACCCAUGACUGCGUGGCCAUGCACGCCUCCAUCUCAAUCAUCAAGUUUGCAGACAACACAACAGUAGUUGGCUUGAUUACCAACAACGACAAGACAUCCUACAGGGAGAAGGUAAGGGUACUCUAAGUGUGUGGUGUCAGGAAAAAAACUCACUCAACAUCAACAAAACAAAGGAAAUGAUUGUGGACUUCAGGAAACAUCAGAGGGAGCACCCCCCCCUAUCCACAUUGACGGGACAGCAGUGGAGAAGUUUCCUCUGCGUACACAUCACGGACAAACUGAAAUUAUCCACACAGGCAGUGUGGUAAAAAAGGCACAACAGCUCUUCUUCAACCUUAGGAGGCUGACGAAAUUUGGCUUUCGCCACCUAAAAUCCUCAAACUUUUACAGAUGCACAAUUGAGAGGAUCCUGUCGGGCUGUAUCACCACCCGGUAAGUCAACUGCACCGCACACAACCGCAAGGCUCUCCAGAGGGUGGUGCGGUCUACACAACGCAUCACCAGGGGCCAACCAUCUGACCUACAGCAACCGAUGUCACAGGCAGGCCAACAACAAAAAAAGCGAGGUCAGUACAGGUGCAUCAAAGCUGGGACCGAGAAGCUGUUUUUCCAGUCUAUCUCAAGGCCAUCAGACUGUUAAACAGCCAUCACUAACAGAGAGGCUGCUGCCUACUUACAGACUCGAAAUCAUUGGCCACUUUAAUAAAUUCAUCAGUCACUUUAAUAAUGCCACUUUAAUAAUGUUUACGUAUCUGACAUUACUCAUCUCAUAUGUGUAUAUACUGUAUUUUAUGACAUCUAUUGCAUCUUGCCUAUGCCGCUAAGUCAUCGUUCAUCCAUAUACAGUUGAAGUCGGAAGUUUACAUACACCUUAGCCAAAUACAUUUAAACUCAGUUUUUCACAAUUCCUGACAUUUAAUCCAAGUAAAUAAUUCCCUGUCUUAUGUCAGUUAGGAUCACCACUUUAUUUUAAGAAUGUGAAAUGUCAGAAUAGUAGUAGAGAGAAUGAUUUAUUUCAGUUUAAUUUUUUCCAUCACAUUCACAGUGGGUCAGGAGAUUACAUACACUCAAUUAGUAUUUGGUAGCAUUGCCUUUAAAUUGUUUAACUUGGGUCAAAUGUUUUGGGUAGCCUUCCACAAGCUUCCCACAAUAAGUUGGGUGAAUCUUGCCCAUUCCUCCUGACAGAGCUGCUGUAACUGAGUCAGGUUUGUAUAGGCCUCCUUGUUUGCACACGCUUUUUCAGUUCUGCCCACACAUUUUCUAUAGGAUUUGAGGUCGGUGCUUUGUGAUGGCCACUCCAAUACCUUGACUUUGUUGUCCUGAAGCCAUUUUGCCAAAACUCUGGAAGUAUGCUUGUGGUCCUUGUCCAUUUGGAUGACCCAUUUGCGACCAAGCUUUAACUUACUGACGUCUUGAUGUUGCUUCAUUGUUCCCUUGGCUUGCAAGCCUCCCCCUUUUUCUUCGAUCUUUGUCCCAAUGUGCAGUUGCAAACUGUAGUCUUGCUUUUUUUAAUGGUUGUUUUGGAGCAGUGGCUUCUUCCUUGCUGAGCGGCCUUUCAGGUUAUGUCGAUAUAGGACUCGUUUUACUGUGGCUAUAUAUACUUUUGUACCUGUUUCCUCAAGCAUUUUCACAAGGUCCUUUGCUGUUCUGAGAUUGAUUUGCACUUUUUGCACCAUAGUACGUUCAUCGCUAGUAGACAUAACCGCUCCUUCCUGAGCGGUAGGAUGGCUGCGUGGUCCCAUGGUGUUUAUACUUGCGUACUAUUGUUUGUAAAGGUGAACGUGGUACCUUCAGGCAUUUGGAAAUUGCUCCCAAGGAGGAACCAGACUUGUGGGGUCUACAAUUUAUUUUCUGAGGUCUUUGCUGAUUUCUUUUGAUUUUCCCAUGAUGUCAAGCAAAGAGACACUGAGUUUGAAGGUAGGCCUUGAAAUACAUCCACAGGUACACCUCCAAUUGACUCAAAUUAUGUGAAUUAGCCUAUCAGAAGCUUCUAAAGCCAUGACAUAAUUUUCUGGAAUUUUUCAAGCUGUUUAAAGGCACAGUCAACUUAGUGUAUGUAAACUUCUGACCCACUGGAAUUGUGAUACAGUUUGAAAUAAUCUGUCCGUAAACAAUUGUUUGAAAAAUGACUUGUUUCAUGCACAAAUUAGAUGUCCGAACUGACUUGCCAAAACUAUAGUUUGUUAACAAGACAUUUGUGGAGUGGUUGAAAAACUAGUUUUAAUGUCUCCAACCUAAGUGUAUGUAAACUUCUGACUUCAACUGUAUUUAUAUGUACAUUUUCUUAUUCCAUCCCUUUAGAUUUGUGUGUAUUAGGUAGUAGUUGUGGAAUUGUUCGAUUACUUGUUAUAUAUUACUGUACUGUUGGAACUAGAAGCACAAGAAUUUCGCUACACUCACAUUAACAUCUGCUAACCAUGUGUAUGUGACCAAUCAGCUGUGAUUUUAACAAAGAGCAGCAGUGCCUGGACUUUGCAGUCUCCCUCUUCAAGUCCCCCUUCUGAGACUGGCUGUCUGUUGAGAACAGGCAGAACCUCGCAACCACCUCUAUAUUCCAAACACCAGAAUGCAGUUUUUUAGUCUAUGAUGGCCAUGUGAGUGGUCAAAAAAUCGUAGAAAAUAAAUGAAUCAUACAAUUGUACCAAAAACUAUUAAAGUUUAUGUAUUAAAAUCUUAAUAUUGCCAGGUUGGUUUUCACAGCUGUUUCACAAGGUAUUAGUUGUAAAUUACCCUUAGAUCGUAGUUAUUUACUCCACGUUAUUGUUGUAUUUAUUCUAGGACCGACAAUAGAUACAACCACAAGGGUGUACUAAUGAGCUAUGCGAGUUAGAAAAAAAUAAUUGUGGGACUACUAAAAUUAUAUUAUUUCAGUGUAGAUAAGGGAAGGGCAGGUAAAAAUGAAAACAUGAUAGCUAGACAAGCCAGUCUAUUAAUCAAACGAAUUUGCAUAUAAAUGGAGUGUAAAUUAGCUGACUUUGUAAUCUGUCAAGCAGAUUACACGUUCUUUGCCUUUUCCUGAAACGUAGCAAUGUUGAAGUCAUAGAACAUGAAAUCUAACGUUAACAAGGUACCCAAUAGUAGUUCGAAUUAUUUUUUUCAUUAUAUUAGCUUACAGCUUGUUAAAACAGCGAAAUUGUCGCGGAAAUCAGGCGACGUUGAAAAUGGUCAUUUAGGCCUUAAUGAUCAUCACAGCGUUGAUAAAACAACGGACGGUAAUAUUUGGCAUGACAGAGCCUAAAUGAGUGUAAAUUGGGAUGGAGCCUGUCAAAGAUCAGCCACAGAGAUGUGAUUGGGAGGUCUCGCCAGAGCUGUAGUGAAUGCAGUGCACACUUGAUUCAUCUCGAUCAUGGUCACAGAUUUCUUGGUAAUCUGGAAAUGAAGAUGAAUUAAAAACUAAAACUGGUGAAUUUGUAAUUGUUUUCAAGAGUGCGAUCUAGCAGGCGUAUUCUUUAAAUCUGUGUCCUUGAAAUACGCGAGCAUGGUUUUACGCGCAGCAAGCAAUUAUAACACACUGACCUGAGCUAAAUUACAUAAAGAUGAACCACAUUCGUGGCAGCCAGAAUAUAAUGAGAGGAAAUACAAGUAUGUGGUUUUGUUCCUUGGGUUAGUACGAAUCCGAAUAUUACGCAACAUAUUCUAGGACUAUUAUGGAUUCCUAGUCAUUAUGACGCAGCUGUCACAAAUCGUUGAAGAAUCAGGAGGGAUUCAUUUCGUCAGUUGCUGUCAACUUCGAGCAUUACCUGCGUCUUACCAGUGUAUUUUACUUAAUUGUUUCCUUAUCCGUGUCUUCUCGUGAUAUUGAAAAUUCAUUAGCUAGGCUACUUGUUUCUUUUCAAGCAAUUAUUAUUGAACAAGUGUCUUUCUUUUAUUGGGUGAUCAAAGAUAUCUGCAUCCAUAAAUUCAGCUUGUCAUGGAUGGAAGCUCAAGUUGUGGAUGGCCAUGUGCAGGCGAUAGUUCACCACAGCCCCCCUCCCCUCCUGAGGCCCUCCUGGUGAAGAUGCAAAAGCUCCGCCAAGAGCUUGGCGAGUUGACUGCAUUAAUGCAGCCUCUCCUGGACCAAAGCAGCAACGCUAUGGAGGCUUCACCACAGCGCCCCCCCACACCUGGAUCUGUCCUGCGCCAACAAGGGGUUGCUGAACCUGUCCUGCUGGAUCAAAGCCCAGUGCACACUUCAACACAGAUAUGGACACGGCCCCUCUCCCCUGAAGCCCUCCUAACACAGAUGCAGCUGCUCCGCCAAGAGGUUGUGGAGCUGAGUGCUUCAAUCAGCCAAGUUCUGGAUGAACCCGAGACGACCUAUUUGGACGCACCGACACCACCUCUCCCGAAAGCCGCCUGGGCCUCCAAGGGUGAGCCUCAGAGGGCCCUGAGCCGGUCCUCCAUCUCCAAGAGUGGGGGCAUGUCAUGGCCGUACUCCAUCUACCCUCACUGUGACCUCAUCGGCAAACCAGUUCCUGAGGAGAAGCCUGUGGCAAUGGUUGACAAGGCUUCCUCAAAUCCCAAUAAGAUGUCUUUCUGGAGGAGGCUGGCAUGUUGUUUUGGGAAGAGGAACAAGACUGGAUCCACUAAGAACAACAAGGUCAAGAAGAAGACCAAGGCAAAGGGGGAGAAGACCAAGGUGGAGAAGGACACUGCCAUGACCAGGGGAUAUUUCUCCACGUAUUUAAACCUCAUAAAACGACUCAAAGUAAUACAACAAACGGGUGAAGAACUGAACUAGGAUUUUUAUCAAAUUAUUUUUCCUAUAGAUUCAGCUGUUAACCUGGUUGCCUGAUCCAAAGACAAACACAUCCUAUCCAUCAGGAUAUCCCGAAUGGGAGAGAUCAUAACAUACUUAUCAAGGCUGGGAUGGUUAAUGUUGUUAAUCAUGUUUUCAAUUAAGUUUUUUAAAUGAUCUACAGAUUCUACGUGACUUUCAUAUGAUGAUAACUUUAGGGUUCUGACAUGAGAAAAAAGACUCAACAUCAAACACAAUGUGGUGAUCUGGUAAUAAAAAUUGUGGGUUACAAAUCUGGAGAAGUUCAAGCUCCUUUUUAAAACACUAUCAUUCAGCACCCUAAUGUUGAUAUGGGGUCUUAUCAAUCAAAGAGAAGGCUGUUGAUAAAAUAAGACUUCCCACCACCAGACUCAUUUAAAAGCAGUUUAAUUAAAACAAUGGUAAAACAAUACAAAUGUAGGGUCAAGUUCCAGUAAGUAUAUUCAGGCAAAUGAUCUUGGAGGACAAAUGAUCUUGCAGUGGGCAGCAGCCUUGAGUCAUUGCCUUGUGCAGCAAUAUCUAACAAGUGAACUAACAAUUCCACAACAAAUACCUAAUACACACAAACCUUUACUUAGAUUUGUGUUUAUUAGGUAGUUGUUGUGGAAUAGUUUUUAUAUAUAUAUAAAAAUUGUAUUGAAUAUUUAAAACGUACAAUAUACUUGCUGUGAAGCCGCUCAAAUUCAUCACAUUAGUCAUCUAACAGACACCCAUCCGGAGAAACACACAGAGGCAACCAACAUCAUGCUCAAGGGCACGUCGACAGAUCUCCCACACGGUCAAAAACGGGGACCGAAACCAGCAAUCCAUCAGCCACCGGCCCAAGCUCCCAACCGCCAGGCCACCAGCC
Messenger RNA from Oncorhynchus keta (chum salmon), 8754 nucleotides. RefSeq lists its product as uncharacterized. Bases 7059 to 7868 code for a protein of 269 amino acids. The record is from RefSeq and is a predicted model, not a curated record. NCBI's taxonomy places the organism in Eukaryota, Metazoa, Chordata, Actinopteri, Salmoniformes, Salmonidae. The transcript has 5 exons.